This is a messenger RNA of Agrilus planipennis (emerald ash borer), 1675 nucleotides long. RefSeq lists its product as uncharacterized. The transcript is spliced from 5 exons. NCBI's taxonomy places the organism in Eukaryota, Metazoa, Arthropoda, Insecta, Coleoptera, Buprestidae. The record is from RefSeq and is a predicted model, not a curated record. The coding region runs from base 562 to 1632 and encodes 356 amino acids.
AAGCACAGCCUAACACACAAAAAAUGAGUUAGAUUGAAAAGAUAGUUUUCUCGCCUGUAAUAUGAAUAUUUUAGUAAACAACUUUUUUUUGUUAUUCUAAGCGUAGGUGUUACAUUCGGAAUGACACAUACCUAUUCAACAUGUACUUUUUUUCUGUUUCUUUACUUAUUUGUAACGAAACGUAGAAAAUUAUUAUUGUUUCAUUUCGUUAGUGAAAAGCGUUGUUUCUACCACCGGAGAUAGUGCGGAGUGACCGUGAAAUAAUUUAGACCAACCUGUUCGAUAACCAUUCAAAAAAGUCGCCCUUGAAGUGACUGCGUCUCUUUUGUCAAGUAUUCACCGUUUACCCCUGAAAUCGAUUAUUUCAUGAAGAUUGAUUACCUUCGUGGCAUUAGAAGUGAUUUCGAUUUUAAGUGAAUGUUUCGAAGAAGAAAUUGGUUAUUUUGUAAUACAAAAAGGCAGAGUAAAUGAAGCGGUGGAAAAAGAGAAAUAAGAAAUUACUUUUGGUUUCCUCUCUGGAAAUAUACGAUUUUACAAAAUUAAAGAAGAAAAAAGAACGCGAUGGUUAAAAGGAAAUCAAAUUUGAAACUUUUCGUUACGUCAAACAAAGAAAAUACCUUCCAAAACCAUGAUCAAGACCAGGAACGUCCGUUAACUGCCACGUUAGAAAAACCUCAAGUACUUGAUAUCAAAUACCUUGGGAAAAUUGAUAUGUCGUUGAUGAGAAAGGAGUUUUUAACAAUAUCCAAUCUUUGUCGCUUGCCACUUACAAAAGUAAAUAAUACUGUAAAUACAGACGGUUUUAAAAAGUCGAAACCUAUCUUCAAGACCCACCGUAAGCGUGCUUUUAAAACAGUGGACGAAAGUGAAAAUGAAAUAAGCAGCGGAGACCCAAAUAAGUUGUUUAAUAGACAUAGGCAAUAUGUCAAGCUUAGUGAUAUUAAAAGUGGCAAAUCAGGCGUUCAAGGACAAAUCAAUCGACCCUUUAUCGACAGACAAAGGCAUACCCUUGCCGCAUAUAAUACUAAUGACGUCAGAAUAAAGAAUAAUGAUGGUAUCAUCACGACAGCUGACGCACCUGUAAAUAAAACAUCAGCAGCAAUUUUUAAAUCGACCAAACAUGACCAGUUUUCAUGUAGCAGUUGCGGAAGAAACGAUAAACCGGAACGUUUUCAUACUCAUCCUUUUAACAAAAAAGUUUCGUUAUCAGUACGAAAUACGUCCCCAACUAAACUUGGAAGAGGGACAAUAGUGUCUUCUAUUACAAAAAUUCUAAAGAGCGAAGAAAAUAAAAAAGGAAAAAAGAAAGAAAAUGUGGCAAAAAUGAACUCAAGACUGAAUCAAGACCGAAAUGGGAAUGCGGAUUUAAAAACAAAGGGACUCAGGACUCUUAUAUGUUAUUUAUGCGGAAGGCAAUAUGGGACAGCGUCUUUAAAAUUACAUGAACCCAAAUGCAUUGAGAAAUGGCACACAGAAAACUCAAAAUUACCACGACAUCUCAGAAGAGCACUUCCGCAAAAGCCAAUACAUGCACAAACACUCGAUGAAUGGAAUAAUAAUGCGUGGAAAACAAUGCAGGUAUAUACAUAUAUACUGUUCAAUUUCGUACAUAAGUACUAUUUAUUAAAAUAGUAUUAUAUAAAAAUAUCGCAAUAUGAACAUUUAUGAAGUUUAA